Molecule: messenger RNA, 345 nt
Organism: Parascedosporium putredinis
Lineage: Eukaryota; Fungi; Ascomycota; Sordariomycetes; Microascales; Microascaceae
Source: the annotation of a GenBank genome assembly
AUGACAUCCGAAAGCAAAAAGCCUUCGAGCGCCGUUGCGGGUAUUGCCGGGCCUCUCCCGACAUUGCAAGAAUAUAAGAAGGAACAAGUGCGACUUCGGGAGAUGAUUGAGAAACAGAAACAUCUGUUCAAGAAACUUAUCCAACUUGAAGACACCAUUAUUCAAAAGGAAGCCACUUACAUCGAGUCAUCACCAACGGGUAACAUCAUCACUGGCUACGACAAUUACAUAAAGGGGUCCAGCGGCUCAGCAGCACAGAGGAGAAAGUUAGGUUCUAUCGAACAGCACUGCGUUUUCUCGCGUUCUUCUGUUUCUUAUCGACCCAACACAGGGAGCGUGGACUGA